Molecule: messenger RNA, 1577 nt
Organism: Eriocheir sinensis (Chinese mitten crab)
Lineage: Eukaryota; Metazoa; Arthropoda; Malacostraca; Decapoda; Varunidae
Gene: PDCD-5
Product: programmed cell death protein 5-like
Exons: 4
Coding region: 103-474 (123 amino acids)
Cellular component (GO): cytosol; nucleus
Molecular function (GO): DNA binding
Source: RefSeq, a predicted model, not a curated record
GGAGUCUAAGCGACCCAAACAAGAGACGGCGAGGCGGAGCACACACCCGCUCACCUUCUGCUCCAUUUUUUAGUAUUUUCGCCGCCAUUUUACGCUCCCAGGAUGAGUGACGACAAGGAGCUGGCGGCGCUGAGGGCGAGGCGUCUGCAGGAGCUCCAGGGCAUGCAGAACCAGCAGCAGAAGCAGGAGGAGAUGCAACAACAGCAGACGCAAGCCAUCAACAGCCUACUGAAUCAGGUGUUGGACCAGCAGGCGCGCGCACGGUUGAAUACUAUCAGUGUGGCCAAGCCUGAACGCGGCCGCCAGCUGGAGUCUGUCAUUGUGCAGAUGGCCACGUCAGGUCAGCUGGCCGGCAAGCUCACCGAGGCGGACCUGGUCAACCUGGUGGAGAGGGUCAACGCACAGACUCAGAAGACUACGUCCGUCAAGUUCGACCGACGACGCGCAGCUUUCGACGACGAUGAUGACUGGUAGACUGCCCCCCCCUGUACCCCCAUACCCCUGACUCACCCCUCCCCUCCCUCCCCACUCCCCACUAUUACCAACACCCCCGAGGCAAGAUAUUUACAUGGGCCGAUAUUCCCUCGUCACUGUUGCCAAUGUGUUUACGAGUUUCUCUCCUUUUCUUUCCUUCUCUGGUCCUAAUCCUGGUGCCUAUUUCUUAACACAGGGAGACAACUAACUACCUAACUACCUAACUCACUGUAAUAGGUCAGCGUAAUCCACAGCAGCACGAUUUGGCUGGUGAUUACGAGGGACCGGCAAAUGGACUGAGUGUGUUUUGGCGAGGUUGCAAAGCGUACCAGUGUGGGCCAGCGUGCUAGACCUCCCGGUGGCACAAACAGCGUGUCCGUUCUCGUCCCAGGUCGACCGAAAAACAGCUCUACAGUAAACACCCGUGAUAUCGCGGUUCAAUUUUCACGGUCCCGGUAUUUUGCGUUUUUUUCUGUAAGACGUAUUAAUUUUGAUUUCGCGUAUAUUUUGGCCAUUCCGCAGCAUUGUUUAUGGGUUUAAAUUCCGCGCGUCACGAUUGAAUUGCCGUACGAACCGAUCUAGCCAAUGAGAGCGUCGGUACUGUUUUCUCGGCUGCUGAUUGGCUGUUGUGUUCUGGAAGCAUCUCGUAGGGAGGGAAGCUGUUGGUCUUGUUCAUUCUUCCUUCUUUUUUCUCUUUUUUCUUUCAUUCCUUUCUCUUUGCAUUCUUUCAUUCCUCUCUCUCUCUCUCAAUUUCAGUCCUUUCUCUCCUCUUCUUUCUCUCUCUCUCUCUUUCCUUCUUCCUUCUCCUUCCUUCCCUUCUUUGUUUCUACCCCUACAGUGUAAGGUGUGUUUAUAUUGUUUUAAAAGUGUGUUUAAAGACCUCACAAUGCUUUGAAAACUACCGUAAGAGUUAUAAAAACAUGCCGAGGGUGGAUUUGAAUAGAGGAUUUCUAUUUAGCGGAUUUUCACUUAUCGCGGGUGGGUCUGGAAUGUAACCCCGCGAUGGAGGGCGGAUCACUGUAUUUGCUUUUUCUUUCCUUCCUGUGCGGACCAACUUGCUAGGCUUCCCGACAGCACUAACAACUCGUCCGUUUUCGUCUCAG